CCGCAGCCCGAGCCGCCGCGCGAGCCGCAGGAGAAGCCGGACGCCAACAUGUGUCUCAAGUACACGUUCGGCGUGAACGCAUGGAAACAAUGGGUGAUGACGAAGAACGCUGAAAUAGAGAAGAGCUCCAUACGCCGCAAGCCGUUCAAGUCGGAGAUACUGCAGCUGACGGCGGACGAGCUCAACUACUCGCUGUGUCUGUUCGUGAAGGAAGUGCGGAAACCGAACGGCAGCGAGUACGCGCCAGACACUAUUUACUAUUUGGUUCUAGGUAUUCAACAAUAUUUGUUUGAAAAUGGUAGGAUAGAUAAUAUAUUUACGGAUCCGUAUUAUGAGAAAUUUACGGAUUGUUUGGACGAAGUCGCAAGAAAGUUCUCAGUUUUAUAUAAUGACUCACAGUACAUAGUAACGCGCGUGGAAGAGGAACACUUGUGGGAGAGCAAACAGUUGGGCGCUCACUCGCCGCACGUACUUCUAUCAACACUAAUGUUCUUCAAUACGAAGCAUUUUAAUUUAGUGACGGUAGAAGAACAUAUGCAGUUGUCAUUCUCGCACAUAAUGAAGCAUUGGAAACGCAAUCCUAAUCAGCCGGGGCAGGCCAAGAUCCCCGGCUCGAGGAAUGUUCUGCUGAGGUUCUACCCCCCACAAUCUGCACUUGAAGCGAACUCCAGGAAAAAGAAAGUUUAUGAGCAGCAAGAAAACGAAGAAAAUCCUUUACGGUGUCCUGUCAAAUUGUACGAAUUUUAUAUUUCAAAAUGCCCAGAAUCGGUUCGCACGCGCAACGACGUGUUCUACCUACAACCGGAGAGAUCCUGCGUGCCCGACUCGCCCGUGUGGUACUCCACGCAGCCGCUGUCUCGAGCUCAGUUAGCCAAGAUGCUGCACAGGGUCAAGAUGGUCAAGGAGAUCAACAUCGCGCUGCUCACUAGCUAAGGUUUCCCCUGGCAGCCUGCUGACUCUAGAAAGUUCACGUCAUCAAUCUGUCAUGAGCCCUCCUGGAAUGGACAUUUAUUUACUGGUUACAAAGUGCCGCCAUGCUACGCCCAGUAAAACGCAAAGCAUUCACAAUAUUGUUGUAUUAAACACUAUAACAAUGUAUAUUUUUUCUACUUUGUAUAUCAGCCUACGUGAAUACGAUCGGUUAAUUUAGUACAUAGCGUAUAAUAGAUGUCUUUUUUUUAUAACGUUGCAAUGUUUUAGACGUAAGAAUUCUGUGCGGGACUGUUUUUAUAUGUACAGAUAAUAAUGGUUCUAGUUUUAUAAUAUAAAUUGCUAUCAUUACAAUCAUUAAGAAAAUGUGGCCGAACGAUUUUUUACGCAAUGAAUUUAUCAAGAUUUAUGAUCAAAGAAUGAUUUGGAUAUUUCAAAUUGUAUAUAAGCCAAGCCACUCAUUUGCAUCAUGUUCGCUGUCAUAGAAAAUUCGUGACUUAAUCUUCAGAAUUUUAUUAGGAAAGAGAUAAAUAAUGAUUACACUUGUGUAAUACAUGAAUAUUAUUAAUAUAAUAAUUAUAGAAUAGGAUGUAAGUGACAAAUUCCAACAUUUUUUUAAGUGGAAGACGCACUCUUUUAUUUAUAGUAGCAUUCGUUUUAUAAAUCGGGAUACAGUUAAAUUUCUCACAAAUAGAAUUUUUAUUAAAGAAAAUAAUAUAGCAUAGUAAAAGAGUCAGAUUCGUAUUAUAUUUUAAGUAUAAUGGCGUCAGCUGUAAGAUGUAGGUUAUUAUGAUGUGUA
This is a messenger RNA of Amyelois transitella, 1729 nucleotides long. RefSeq names its product transcriptional regulator QRICH1-like. Bases 49 to 933 code for a protein of 294 amino acids. The record is from RefSeq and is a predicted model, not a curated record. The transcript is spliced from 8 exons. Lineage: Eukaryota; Metazoa; Arthropoda; Insecta; Lepidoptera; Pyralidae.